AUGCCCUUCGGUCUUAAGAACGCACCACAGAUCUACCAGCGGCUGUUGGAUAACGCACUGUAUGGAUUCUUACGGACCCCUCCAACCACGGGUCAUCGAUCCGAGAUGGAUAUGUUCCAAGUCGGCCAUCCCGAAGAUCGGGGACAACCGUCCGUGCUUGGACGUCGAUCCUACAUCGACGACAUCUUCGUAGCCGCGGGAUCCUGGGAUCACCUGUGUGAACGUGUGACGCUACUGUUGGAGGCCUGCAACAAAUGGAAUUUGUCGAUAAGUGUGGAGAAAAGCUUUUGGGGUUUGCGCAAGGUCGACUACCUUGGACACAGAGUCUCGGAUGAAGGACUGGAGGCACACCCGAAGAAUCUUAAGGUGUUGACGCACCUCCCCUUCUCAAAGUCACUUCGAGCGAUGCAACCAUUCCUCGGCAGUCUGAAUUACUACAGUCGGUUUGUUGAAGACAUGGCGAUAUAUGCGUCGGUGCUGUAUGAGUUAAGAGAGGUGGACUUUGCAGAAACAAGGGACAGUGGUCGGAUCCAAGGUUGCGGGAAACAACAUACGCUGGAGGCAGCCAAGGAUCCAUCGGAUCCGGGCCCGAGACAGUGCGCAGGGGCAGCAGGUCCAGACGAUUCUAAGGGUUCGGACCGGGAGUCGACAGAUCCUGAAGAAAUGGGGAUCGGACCCAAGAGGAUCCGCGCAGAAGAAGCUUUCGCAACGCUGAAAGCCAAUAUCGCGACUACGCCGAUCCUCCAACACUUUGAUCCAAGUAAGCAACCGGAGGUGUUUGUUUAUGCAAACGAGUGGGAUAUAUCAGCUUCUUUUAUGCAGGAUCACGACGGCACUUACAUGCCGGUGAUGUUCACUAGUCGAACGUUGAAGCAAAAUGAGCUGAAUUACGGUGUCGUGGAGAAAGAAGUGCUAGCGUUGCUACGUAUGUUGGAUCUGGGAUACUCUAUGUCGAUUGGCAAAGCGAUCAAGGUACUGACGCGCCAUUCGACGUUAGCUUCGUUGUUCAAGUCGGCCGGAUUGGAAGGGCAACUCAGCCAAUGGGCUGCCCUACUGUCACCUUGGUCGAUUGAAGUGACGAGGUGUUCUAAAGGCGAAGACGAGAUCCUAGGGGCGUUGGCCGCCAAUCAAGCCCUGGCUGCUAUUGUGCCAAGGAAGGAACCUAGGAGAGCAAUCACGGCUCCAGUGCCUACGGUCCGUGCCGACGAAAAACGGCUUGUAGCGAGCUUCGACGGAUCCGCCCGUGUGAAGAGGGGUGGAGGAGUCUGUAGUGCAGUGAUCUGGAAGUUACCCGAGUGGACGGUGGUCAAAGGCGUCUCACGCUACGCUGACCAUCUGACGGGGCGGAUCGUCAUUUGUGGUGAAUCCAACCUGGUGAUCCGCCAGAUGCGAGGUGAAAUAGACUGCAAGGCGCCAAGCCUGACGGUAUUGCCCCAGAAGGCGCAAAGUCGCCUCCGCGAGUGGCCAGUGCACGAUCUUGUGCAGGUCAAGCGGGAAUGGAACGCAAGCGCCGACGGUCUGGCCAGUGCAGUCCUGCAGCGAGAAAGCGGAGUCCGAGUGAAGGGCCAAUCGGAUCUGGAAGAUCUGAUCACCUUGAAUAGGCUGGACGAGAUCCUGAUCCCUGUUUCAUACGCAACUACAGCUCAGAUCAACGCGGUGACUAGGCGCUCUAAGAAAAGGGUCCAGAAGCCAACCAUGCUAGACUCAGAAGUGGUGCAACAGCUACAGGAUCAUACCCGAAAAGAAGUCAAGACCGCUGGCAACAUCGCCGCCCAUUUUGAGACGGAAGACAAGGAUCUGCUGUACUAUUGUGCUCCAUCAGACAAGACAGAAGCGGAAAUAGACGGGCUGCUCUGA
Molecule: messenger RNA, 1857 nt
Organism: Phytophthora megakarya
Lineage: Eukaryota; Oomycota; Peronosporomycetes; Peronosporales; Peronosporaceae
Source: the annotation of a GenBank genome assembly